Molecule: messenger RNA, 627 nt
Organism: Rotaria socialis
Lineage: Eukaryota; Metazoa; Rotifera; Eurotatoria; Philodinida; Philodinidae
Source: the annotation of a GenBank genome assembly
AUGGGAUCAUCAUUCAAAAAACUUUUAUCUUCAUUUACUACACACGAUGACAGACGACUGGUCAUGUGUGGACUUGACGCAGCUGGUAAAACAACAAUACUUUAUGCAUUAAAAGUCGGUAAAAUCGUAACAACAAUUCCAACAAUCGGUUUCAAUAUGGAAACAUUGGAAUAUAAAAAUCUAUUAAUUGCAGCUUGGGACGUUGGUGGAAGAGAUCAAUUGCGGCCGUUUUUGCGUCAUUAUUAUACAAAUACGUCAGCAGUUGUUUUUGUUAUCGAUUCGAAUGAUCGUGACAGAACAAGUGAUGCAUGUGACCAAUUACAUACAUUGGCAAAUGACGAAAUGUUAAAAAAUUUACCUAUCCUCAUCUAUGCUAAUAAACAAGAUUUACCAAAUGCAUUAACACUCGAUGAAAUCAAAGAAAAACUUGAUUUAUCAAAAUUAGAUGAAAUGAAAACAAAAUGGCAUUUACAAUCGUCAGUAGCUACUACAGGUGAUGGUCUUCACGAUGGCCUUCAAUGGUUAUCAGAUGUAUUAAAACCGAAAACCGAUUUGAAACAACCGAUACUUGAAACAAUGAAUGAUUAUAAAUCGAUGAAAAACGAUCUUUUAUCCAUAUUGAAUUAA